GCAUUUGUUUGUUUUGCCAGGACUGGUGAGCCAUGAACAAGGGAAUGUUAAAGCGGCUGCUGUCAGCAUUGAUGUAUGGCGUCUGCUCCUUCCUUAUUGUGGUGGUUAAUAAAACUGUCCUUACAUCCUACAAAUUCCCCUCUUUUCAGUUUGUUGCAUUGGGACAGAUGUUCGCAACAAUUAUAGUGUUGUUUAUUGCCAAACAUAUUAAGGUUGUGGAUUAUCCAGAUUUCUCAUUGGACAUUAUUAAUAAAAUAUGGCCACUACCUCUUAUUUUUGUGGGCAAUCUAAUAUUUGGCCUUGGAGGCACAAAACGACUUAGCUUGCCUAUGUUUACAGUAUUAAGAAGAUUUUCUAUUCUAUUUACGAUGAUUGGCGAAAAAAUAUUGUUAGGAGUAAAUCCUCCACUGACUAUACAGAUGACAGUUUAUACAAUGAUCUUGGGAUCAAUAAUUGCAGCACUAAAUGAUCUUUCCUUUGAUGCUGUGGGAUACUUCUUCGUCCUAACUAAUGACAUAUUCACGGCGGGUAAUGGUGUAUACGUGAAGAAGAAACUGGAGAGCAAGGAGCUCGGGAAAUAUGGCCUUCUCUAUUACAACUCAUUUUUCAUGCUCCCUUUUGCUGCAGUAUUCUGUUGGUUUAAUGGAGAUUUGGAUAAGGCUUUGGCAUAUGAUAGAUGGAAUGAUGCAAUGUUCAUAAUACAGUUCAUUAUGUCAUGUAUCAUGGGAUUCAUUCUAAUGUACUCCGUGAUGAUAUGUACGCAGUUCAAUUCCGCUCUCACCACAACCAUUAUUGGCUGCCUGAAGAAUAUAUUUAUAACAUACCUCGGAAUGAUAAUUGGUGGAGAUUAUGUCUUCUCUCUGUAUAACUUCAUGGGCUUAAAUAUCAGUAUUAUUGGCAGUAUAGUAUACUCUUGGGUAACGUUCACUAAAAAGGAUCCCCAGAAAUUAGAACAGAUGAAACCUCUGUCAUCUACUACCGUGUAGCAGAUAUAUCCUUCAGUGAAUAAACUGCGACCCUUUUUUUUUUUUUUUUUUUUAGUAUUGUGAAUGCCAUAUUGAGAUGCCAGUCAGUAAUUUCUUAAUUGCUGUUAAAAGACAAUGUGUGUGUGUGUGUGUGUGUUGAAUAUAAAUAAUUCUUUAACAUGGGCAGAAAGAUUUUAUUGAUGCUAUAUACUGUAACACUAUUAAUGUUCCGUUUGAGUUUACUGCACCAUAAACAAAUAUGAUUAUUUGUUUUUAUUUAUUAAAAUGACUAAAAUUACUCUUACUAUGGUUACCUCUUGAGUUAGAUCAGUUAUCAUUAUUAAAAAUUACAUUAUUGCAAAACAGAGUACGUUCACCCUUCACGAUCAUAACCCCUCCCCACACUUUGCUAACAUUAAAAGUGCUGACAGUGUUGUGAUGUUUAAAAAAAAAUCUUUUGAAAUGGUAGAGAAUAUUUUUCUGAAGGUAAUGACACAAAAUGUAAAAUUUGAUGGAAAACUUACAGAAUUAUGCAGGCACAAAGUUGGGCUCGGUGCAGUUUACACAUUGGUGAUUUUGCCUAUUGUGAGUCCAAUUUUAAGCCAGUUCCAAUGGUCGAUUUGACCCAGUUUCUGGCUGUUUUGCUAGUAUGCUAUCUGUUCUGUCAUUUGAGCACAAAAAUUGCCCAUCCAGCUCUCAAAACUACCCUGUAAUACAUGUGGAAAUCAGUAAUUUGGCCAGUUUUACACAAAAUUAAAAAAUUUUUUAUUAAAGAAGUCUAAAAUAAAAACUGUAGGCAUGUUGGUCCCUGCUUGGUGCAGAAAUGAGUUUAAAAAUAAAUAUAUAUUUAUUUUAUAUAACGAGGGAAGAUAUAUGUAGUGGAAAUAUUUGGUAUUGGUUCAUAAUACCUCUCUAAAUUCUUGAAAACUGCGAAGUUGAUAUUACUGUAUCAACAUAAAUUACUUAUUUCACUUUAUUGUUUACAGAAUGUUGGAGUUGAUUAAUUGGGUAACUUUAAUUUUUUACUUUUAUUCAGAGGAAACCUUGCACUUCAGCAUUACACUAAUUAUUUUUCCAAUACAUUUAAAUGUUUCUCAAAAUUAUAGUACAGUAUUCUAUAUUUCUAUAUUUUAUUUAAAUAAAUAUCCAACACUGAAAGGCUCAAUUUUGUGCUUUUAUAUGACUAAUGAUUGUUUUCCAUUAUUAUUUAGAUAGGUGUUUUACAUUAAGAAAUUUGUGACUAGAAAAUAUUGGCUUAGAUAUUAACAUAUCUUGCCUAAUUUAUAAGAGUUGUACUGUAUAUAAUGUAAUGGCAUUUUCCAUCCAUUCCAUAGUCUGACUAGUUUUUAUUCUUUCUAAAUUUUAUUUACAGCAUUGUUCAGGAAUUAAUGGUAGUAAUACACAACCUGCACAUAGGAGAGAGGAACUGAAGAUGACAUUUCAAUCUGACUUGGACCAUUUACAAAGUCACACAGUGUGGCUGUGUAAAUGGUCCAAGUUAGACCAAAAUGUCAUUGUAAGUUCCUCGCUCCUAUAUGCAGGUUAUUUGUGUAUUGUUCCAGUCACAGUAUUGUGCCUUUUUGUUCUUUAAUAGUAGUAAACACAUAAAUCUCGUGAAAUAUUCUUCAUUGAUAUGUUUUAUGACACCAGAUUGCUGCACUUUUCAUUUAAUUUUUGAUACCAUAUUUAAAAAUCUCUCUCUACUGUAUUUAAAAAGUACAAAUAUUAUAAAAGAUGUAUAUCAGAAACAAGGAUUUCAACUGAAAGAUGAAUGAUAACCCUUUGGAAACUUGUAUUGCUCAGUAGCAUUUCAAGACAGAUAUCUUAUUUACAUACAGUACAUUCAUCCUAAUAAUGUUAGUGUUUUACUUGUGAUAUUUUUCCUCAAGACUUAAUUGUUAUGGUUUUGUGGCCACACUGGUUUAUGGAUGCUUGUUGUUAGUAUUUUAUCUAGUUUUUGCACUGUUUUAUCUAGUUCAUUAGUUUAUACUUUUCUUUGAGGUUACUUAAUUUACUCUGUUAGGAUUCGUUAAGUUUUUAAAUGUCAGUGUGGAGUAUGGGUUGAACUAAACUUCACUACUUAAGAAGGAUCUUUUUUUUUUUUGGGGGGGGGGGGGCAUUUAAGGAGAGUGCUAACCCAUUUAGUUAUGUAUUUUAUGGCAAACAAGACGAUCUGGUGCCGAGGACGCUUCUUCCUUCACCCCCCCAAUUCUGAUUGGGAAAAAAAAAAAGAUAAACAGUACUUCAGCCUCCAAGAUACUGGGUAAAUUUUUGAGACUAAUUUUGGGGUAAAAAUAAGUCUUUAAUGCUGUAAAAUAAGGUAUACAAUACUUGGGAGAAUUAAAGGCAGUCCAGUUCAUUUUAAGGUGAGAGUAUCUUUAAUUCCUUGGAUCAAGAGCCCUUCCCUUGAAGAGUAGAAAGGUAAAAAAAAAAUUGUGGAAUUUCCUCUUAUUAUUGAAUCUUGUGAAUAUGAAUUAUGAUGCCCAGACAUUUUAUUGAGGUUAUAUUGAAUAAUGUAAAUUGGCAAUUUCAUUCAUUCACAAAAUUGGGAUUUCUCACACUCUAAAAGGAAUGAGCCACACCAUUUAUAAUUUUAAGUGCUGCAUUUUGUGCUCAAUUUUGCUUGUGAUUUCUUUAUAAUUGUUUUUGUGAUACAGUAGCCUGGCACUGGUUUGUUUCUUAUGAUAAGUGCACAUAGAAAGUAACAUUCAUCUACUCAUCAGUCAAUUUUGGAGAGAAAGUGAGCGAUUGAAUGUGAAUCCUGGCCCAUGGCCAGGUCUCAGAGAGUAGAUAAACUGUCAAAACUCUUCAGAGGUAUAUCAGUAUACUAUAUUUACUUGGAACACAGAAAUAAUUACGUUAGUAGAAAGUAACGUUCAUCUAAUUUUUUAAGGUAAAUGUGAAUGCAUGUACUGUAGUAUAUUUAUUACAUGGAGCAGAGAAUAGCUAUUUUAAUUUUAAAUAUGUAUUUGAGAUUAAUAAUAUAUUUUAUUAUCAUUAUUUUGUUAUUUUUUUCAGUUCAGAUCUUGAUGCUUUAGUUAGAGGAACUAACAUAAGGCAGAUGAUAAAUAAAUAAUACACUUAUAGAAAAGACACACAAAACAGUGUAAACCCUUAUUAAAAUGAUAUCAUCCUCAAAGUGGUCACGUGAGGUCAUGUGUGUCCUAAGCUGUCUGGGAGUUAGCGUGGGGUGUUACCGAGCACCAUGGCUUGCUGUAGUGUUUUAGAAUCUCAGGUUAAAAUGUUGAAGAAAGAGGUUCUACCUCUUCAGGAGGAAAAUAAGAGGCUGAAGCUUUGCCUAGAUCGGUUUGGGAGUGAGUGUGAGAUGAAUGGAGCUGGUAAGGAGUGGCAGCCACUUAAAGUAGCUGCCACUCUCACCAGCAGUGAGAGUGGCAGCCACUUUAAGUGGCAAGUGGUUCACAAUUCAGGAAGAAAGAAGUUAAGGAAGGUUAAUAGAGAAGAUGUGAAGGUAGGAAAUCGAUUCUCUGUUUUCCAGGACGAAUGUAUUUCAGUGGUUAGUGAGGUUAAAGGUACCACUGUCUCCCCUCUGCUAAUCAAGGUAAGAAUAUUCUGAUUGUGGGACACUCUCAGGUAAGAUAUAUGGACUGUGCUUUUUGUAACAGAGGUAGUAAGGUCAGACAGGUUGUGCCUCCCAGGAGCUGGUGUUGGUGACAUAGCAGGUUGGAUAAUAUUAUGUCAGGUAAUGGGAACAAGCCCAUUAUCUGUCUUAGUGCUGGUGGUAAUGAGAUUGGGAAAGGCAAGAGACAGGAGCUACUGGAUAAGUACGGGUCAGCCAUAGAAAUAGGUCUAAGGGAGGGAUCCCAAUCAUAUGUAGCAUCUUGCCUAGAAAGGGAGUGGGCAAUGAAUGGAUGUCUAGGGCAAUUGGUAUAAAUUGCUGGUUAGACAGGUACUGCAAGGAACUUGCAAUCCCAUUCAUUGAUAACUGGGACAAAUUCUAUGGCAAAUGUGAUAUGUAUGCAAGGGAUGGGGUUCAUCUCUCUGGGGCUGGAGUGGUUGCAUUAGCCAGUUCGAUUGAGGGGGUAAUUGAUGACUUGUCUAGGACCUGCAACUGAUAGA
Molecule: messenger RNA, 5042 nt
Organism: Cherax quadricarinatus
Lineage: Eukaryota; Metazoa; Arthropoda; Malacostraca; Decapoda; Parastacidae
Source: RefSeq, a predicted model, not a curated record